Messenger RNA from Ruditapes philippinarum (Manila clam), 622 nucleotides. RefSeq lists its product as uncharacterized. NCBI's taxonomy places the organism in Eukaryota, Metazoa, Mollusca, Bivalvia, Venerida, Veneridae. The transcript is spliced from 2 exons. The coding region runs from base 84 to 545 and encodes 153 amino acids. The record is from RefSeq and is a predicted model, not a curated record.
UAGGUGUGUAAAAUAAUCAUUCGAGGAUUUGCUUUUCGGCUGUUCAGACGAGUUUUAUCUUAACUUUUCAUUUAAAUUCAAGAAUGAACUCGGACAGUUUAUAUGAGAUAAAAUCGUAUUUUGAUGCCAAGUUUGCAGAUUUUAAAAAAGAGAUAUGCAAAGGAAGUGUUGCCAAAACUCACAAAUCCACUGUUUUGAAAAACAAAGGGAAUCAGAUUCAGUUGGAUCAUAACUGUGAGCUGUUGGAUUUCAUUGUUCAAAUUAGCGGACUGAUUGAGUCAGGGGAACACAGUGAGGCGCUCGAGUUGUGUGAGACUGCUAAGGAAAAGAUUGAACGUCGCAAUAAACUGAUAAAACUGGCAGACAAGUCACCUAGUGGUUGGUUGACUGUACACGAUUAUGAGCAAGACGAUUUAGCCAGCGAUGAUGAGGAUUCAAAGAGAAUUAAAAAGGCUGAGAAAGCAGUUGCGUCCAUUAUCAAACAGCGCAAUGAAGCAAAGAAAGCGAACAGAAGGUUCAUAAAUGUUUCAGGUUCUGAUGUAUGAUAUGCCAGGAAUGCUUGUUUAAAAAAAAAUAGAUGUUUCGGGGGACGAGAAGACGUCCAUGCUGGUCUUGAGCCACA